GGAGUAUGCAGUAGUUAGAAGACAAAAAUAAGACAAGGUACUGCAUUCCGGUUAAACAAAUGAGGUAACCCGAAGUUGUUGCGAUAAUCCAUCCCUUUUCAGUUAAUCAUCAACUGACGGUGCUAAUUCUAUCUCAUCCUUCCCUUCUCUUUCACACACACUCUCCUUCCUCCUUUUUCUCUCAUCCUCUGUAAAGCCAUGUCAUGGCUAACCUCCAUCGCCAACUCUCUCAAGCUCGACGACUACGAAGAAGAAGAUGAUGCAACCACCACAAAUUCCAGAGAAAAUCAACCAUUUCGACCUCAAAACCCUAACAAUGGCGACGAUCAACAAAUCAACACUCGUAAUACAGACUCCGCCGAUUCAUCCUCGCCGUCCGAUCAUCAAACCACCACUCCUCGAGGCGUCAAAGACGAUCUCUCCGAGUUUUCCAAAACCCUAACUCGUCAACUUUGGGGCGUCGCCUCAUUUCUCGCUCCUCCUCCUCCUUCUCAGAUCUCUGAUCGCGAUCCGCAAAUUGAUGAUUACGAUCCCGAUACCGGUGAUCUUGCUGGAAUUACUGGGAUUCGUAACGAUUUGUCGGAGAUUGGCGGGAGAUUUCGGUCCGGAAUUUCGAAGUUAUCGACUAAUAAGGCGGUUUCUGAGUUUUCGAAGAUCGCUUCGAAUAUACUGCAGUUUGCUUCGGAGGAGGAUUUGUCGAUUGAGGAUUAUGCUAAGCGAGGCGUUGUUGGUGCGACUGAAGAGGUUGUUGCGUUUGCUAGGGAUGUUGCUAUGCAUCCUGAGACUUGGAUUGAUUUUCCUUUGCCUGAUGAUGAUGAAGAUGAAGAUUUUGACUUGUCAGAUGCUCAGCAAGAACAUGCAUUGGCUGUUGAACGUCUUGCACCUGAACUGGCUGCCCUUAGAACCGAACUUUGCUUGGGCUACAUGAAUGAAGGCUCUUUUUGGAAAAUCUAUUUUGUGCUCGUGCACCCUAGACUAAGCCGACAAGAUGCUGAAAUCUUGGCUACACCACAGAUUAUGAGAGCCAGAGCAAUGCUAACCCAAGAACUCCAUACCCCUGGUAAAUCAAGUUCAUAUGACUCCAAAAGUGGCAAGGAGUCUGUUAAUGCCACUGAGCUGUCACAUGAAGAGCAUCUAUCUGUUCCAGUUGCUGAUACGACUGAGUACAUCCCAGUUGAAAUAUCAGCUGUUGAUCCAGCCUCAUCUGCGGUAGAAGAUGUUGAAAUAGAUAAACAUCCGAUUACUAGCACUGAAAUUCCAGUUAUAGACAAGGCAGUUGUUGGUGAAGUUAAUAAAAAGACCAUAGACAGUGAGGAACCAACAUCCAACACCAACAAAAGUAAUGUUGAUGUUGCUGAGGAAGUUUCAAAGAAGCAAAUGGACAUCAAUAAGCCUACACCAGCUAUUUCCAAAAGCAUAGAUCAGAAAGAUGAAGAGGACGUUGAUGAUUGGCUGAAAGAAGAUAGUACUGAAGGAGGUUCAUUCAAGGGAACAUCCUAUCAAGUCGGAAACGACGAUGAUGUAUCAUUUAGUGACCUUGAGGAAGAUGAUGAUGUUCCCACAAGCUAUAAGAAAUCUGGGAAUGAAAAUUCUUUUGCUAAAGAAUCUAGUGAUUGGAUUCAGCUAAGCAGCCGAUCAUCUGAUUCUUCCAAGGAUAGUAAUGCAAAGAGUGUAAAUCGUUCUGGAUCAAACACCGCGAAUGCUCAUAAGAACAAGGAAUCUAAUGACUGGCUAGAUGUUGAAGAUAUUGAUGAUGCUUGAUGUCAGUUACAAUUCCAUAUUUUUAUGGGUACUGUACUAGUGUGUACUAUCCCUCCUUUUUAGUUGUCUGGUUUACUUGGUUUCCAUGACUGUCUUAUGUAAAUAUAAUGUAUUCUUAAUUCACGAAUUAGUUCUAAUGGAAUAAUUUUCAACAGCUGUAAGAAAUUGUCAAUAUGAAUGCCGCUUGUAUAUCAUAGCUCUCUCAGCCUGUCUCAUCUACAGUUAUUAUUAUCGAA
Chenopodium quinoa (quinoa) is the source of this 1997-nucleotide messenger RNA. RefSeq lists its product as uncharacterized. The transcript is spliced from 3 exons. NCBI's taxonomy places the organism in Eukaryota, Viridiplantae, Streptophyta, Magnoliopsida, Caryophyllales, Amaranthaceae. The record is from RefSeq and is a predicted model, not a curated record. Bases 199 to 1761 code for a protein of 520 amino acids.